Molecule: messenger RNA, 2007 nt
Organism: Symbiodinium sp. CCMP2592
Lineage: Eukaryota; Dinophyceae; Suessiales; Symbiodiniaceae
Source: the annotation of a GenBank genome assembly
AUGUGGAACUGUUGCAUGGAUGUUGGCCAAGAGGACGAGCAACACGAGGUCGUGGCGAAAUCGCCCAACAACCUGGCAGCCAACGAAAGUCCCCGUGGGGGAGACGAGUCCACGAGCCUUUCUCCGAGGCUGGCGGCGACCAAGAAGCGGCCGUCCAUAAAGUCUUCUGCUGGUCAGGGGGGCAGAAGGGAAGUGCAUGAAGUCCAUGAAAACACCGCUGAACAUCUUGAGUGGCUCAAUAUGUCAUUGAAGCACCUGUGGCCAGAGCUGAGCGAGGCGGCGGCGACGGUGGCAUAUAGCAAAAUCCUCCCCAUCCUGCGUCAGAAGCUCCUGACGAAGGGCAAGGGAAAAAUCACCGGUGUGGAUUUCUCCAACUUCUCACUCGGCUCGGUGCCAGUGGUCUUGGGACCAGUGCAGGUCUCGAGAAUGCCGAAAGGUUCCGUCCGCAUUCGUAUGCGACUAGACUACAGCUCCGACAUGGAGGUCGGAGUUAGUUUAGACAGCACACUUGGUAAAUGGACGUUCGGCAUGAAAGACUUCAGGAUAUUGGGGCAACUCGUCUUGCGCGUGCGCCCGCAUAUUCCUGAUGCCCCAGGGACUGGAGGAGUGUCAGUCUUCUUUGUGGAUCCGCCAAAGGUGGACUUCAGAUUCGCAGGAGACAUGACGAUUGGAAACUUUCCAUUCAUCAAGGAAAUAAUGCGCCAGCUCGUCGAUGCGAUGGUUGCUGAUAUGUUUGUCUUGCCCAAUGUGGCAACGCAGCAUAUGAGUUUGCAUGACAUGAAGAUGUACCCUCUCGUCAUUGCAAGCCCGGUGCCAGUCGGGAUUUUGCGGGUAACUUUGGUGGAGACCGCCUUGGACGAAAGAGCCAUCGCAUUGCCGGAGGACCAGCAGCCCAAGAAGAAAAAGGCUGCAGGCUUUUUUUCACGUCUGCUGGGUCUCAGUGGCAAGGCCGUCCAAGCCGUCUCCAACGGAAUGGAGAAUGCCGAGGAGUGGGUGGAAAGGCAUGUGGGCCAAGUCAUGGGUAUUGAAACCGCUCCAUACAUGAGGUGGAAAAUCGGGAACCAAGUUUGGCAACCGGAUUUUCGCGCCACAGGUGCAGAGAGUUUCAACUUCGUGAUCUAUGACCCUGAGCAGCAUCUGACCGUCACCCUUUGGGAUCGCGACCUCUUGAGUCAGGACGACCUCAUGGGCGAAGCCAAGACCGUGGCGGCAGUCAAGGCAGUGCAUCUCUCUGAAACUGCAGUGCCCCUCAUAUGUCCAGGGGAUCACUCGGAAGAGACCCGGCAAGCCGGAACCUUCACCGCGAAGAUCGAGCUGCUGAUCACUGCGCCUGGUCAUCAAUCCCAAGAAGGAUUUGUUUGCGUUGUGCGUGUGCGGGAGCUGCUGCAGGCGGGUUCGAAGAUAAAGGGUCGUCGACUCGCGGUGCGGGCAAAAUUCAAGGACGAGUCGAGCAUCACGAAGGCAGGUACGCCGAUGUUAGACAUCACGGAGACUUUGCCAGCAAAAGAAAUGCUACAGAAGAUCAAGGACAACAUGACAGAUGCAGGUGUCGAAGUCGAAAAGAUAGAUCAGGUCUUGGACCUGACAUCCUUGCGAAGCUCGCGCUUUGCGAUCAAUAGAUCCCUGCAUUUUGUGAUCAAGAAUCAAGAUGCGGAUACAGAGGACCUCAUCCUCGACUUAGUAGACAUGGCCAAGUUGGACGAGAUGAAAAAGGAGGCGAAGAAGAAGGGUGUUUUCGGCAACACCUCGCCGGCGUCCAAUACGAACCACAUCGAAGAGACGCGAGGGGACGAAGUUCUGGCGACCUUGACAGUGAAACUCUCGGAUGUCCGAGCUUCAAAAGGUCUCGCCUUGCCUGGCCCCUUCUUUUUCGAGAGUGAAGAGCUUGGCAAGAUCGAAGCGAAGAUGUUCGUGGGAUUGAGCGGCUUGGAACCGACCACGACGGAGAUCAUUGAAGAAAUGAGCGCGGACGAUGUCAUGGCGGAGAUGGACUUAGUUUCCAGCUGA